Erinaceus europaeus (western European hedgehog) is the source of this 2177-nucleotide messenger RNA. RefSeq names its product protein O-linked mannose N-acetylglucosaminyltransferase 2 (beta 1,4-) (gene POMGNT2). NCBI's taxonomy places the organism in Eukaryota, Metazoa, Chordata, Mammalia, Eulipotyphla, Erinaceidae. Gene Ontology annotation, molecular function: protein O-acetylglucosaminyltransferase activity; protein binding. The record is from RefSeq and is a predicted model, not a curated record. Gene Ontology annotation, cellular component: endoplasmic reticulum. Gene Ontology annotation, biological process: protein O-linked glycosylation via mannose. The coding region runs from base 37 to 1779 and encodes 580 amino acids. The transcript has a single exon.
UCCCGGUGGCCUGGGUCUAGGUAGAGCGGCGGGAGGAUGCACCUGUCGGCCGUGCUCAACGCCCUGCUGGUGUCGGUGCUGGCCGCCGUCCUGUGGAAGCACGUGCGGCUUCGAGAGCACGUGGCCGGCCUGGAGGAGCAGCUGGCCCUGGGCCACCGGGCGGCCGAGCCCACGCAUGGGCCGCGGACUGACUACCAGAGGGCGCUGAAGCUGCUGCUGGAGGGCGGCACGCACAUGGUGUGCACGGGCCGCACGCACACAGACCGCAUCUGCCGCUUCAAGGGGCUGUGCUACUCCAGCGAGGCCCAGGAGUUCCUCUUCUUCCACGGCAAUGGCUCCGUCAUGCUGCCCAACCUGGGGUCCCGGCGCUUCCAGCCGGCCCUGCUCGACCUGUCCACCGUGGAGGACCACAACACGCAGUACUUCAACUUCGUGGAGCUGCCGGCCGCCGCCCUGCGCUUCAUGCCCAAGCCCGUGUUCGUGCCGGACGUGGCCCUCAUCGCCAACCGCUUCAAUCCCGACAACCUCAUGCACGUCUUCCACGACGACCUGCUGCCUCUCUUCUACACGCUGCGCCAGUUCCCGGGCCUGGCCCAGGAGGCCCGGCUCUUCUUCAUGGAGGGCUGGGGCGAGGGCGCACACUUCCAGCUCUACAAGCUGCUCAGCCCCAAGCAGCCGCUGCUGCGGGCCCAGCUGGGCACCCUGGGCCGCCUGCUCUGCUUCUCCCACGCAUUCGUGGGCCUCUCCAAGGUCACCACCUGGUACCAGUACGGCUUCGUGCAGCCCCAGGGCCCCAAGGCCAACAUCCUCGUGUCCGGCAACGAGAUCCGCAGGUUUGCCCGCUUCAUGAUGGAGCGGCUGAACGUGAGUCGCGCCGGGGCCCCGUUGGGCGAGGACUACAUCCUGGUCUUCAGCCGCACCCAGAACAGACUCAUCCUGAACGAGGCUGAGCUGCUUCUGACCCUGGCCCAGGAGUUCCAGAUGAAGACGGUGACCGUGUCCCUAGAGGACCACGCCUUCGCCGAUGUGGUGCGGCUGGUCAGCAACGCCUCCAUGCUGGUCAGCGUGCAUGGCGCCCAGCUGGUCACUGCGCUCUUCCUGCCCCGAGGGGCCGCCGUGGUGGAGCUCUUCCCCUACGCCGUCAACCCUGACCACUAUACCCCCUACAAGACGCUGGCCACGCUGCCAGGCAUGGACCUCCAGUAUGUGUCCUGGCGCAACACUGUGCCGGAGAACACGGUGACCCACCCCGAGCGGCCGUGGGACCAGGGCGGCAUCGCCCACCUCGACCGGGCCGAGCAGGCCCGCAUCCUGCAGAGCCAGGAGGUGCCUCGGCACCUGUGCUGCCGGAACCCCGAGUGGCUUUUCCGCAUUUACCAGGACACCAGGGUGGACAUCCCGUCCCUCAUCCACAGCAUCCGGCAAGUGGUGAAGGGCCGGCCGGGACCCCAGAGGCAGCGGUGGACGGUCGGCCUGUACCCCGGCAAGGUGCGGGAGGCGCGGUGCCGGGCGUCGGUGCGGGGUGCCUCGGAGGCCCGCCUCACCGUCUCCUGGCAGAUGCCCUGGAACCUCAAGUACCUGAAGGUGAGAGAGGUCAAGUACGAGGUGUGGAUCCAGGAGCAGGGGGAGAACACCUACGUGCCUUACAUGCUGGCCCUGCAGAACCACACCUUCACCGACAACAUCAAGCCCUUCACCACCUACCUGGUGUGGGUGCGCUGCAUCUUCAACAAGACCCUGCAGGGACCCUUCGCUGACGUGCUGGUGUGCAACACGUAGCCGGCGGAGCUCAGCUCGGCCCCCGCGGCAGCUUCUCACGCCCCGCCGUGUUUGAGUGGGCCCACCCGUGCCCGUGCCCGUGCCCUGCUCGAGUCUGGGGUCGGCGCCGGCAGAAUCCUCUGGGCACAGAGCCACGGGCCCCAGCGGCCUCCUCUCAUCCCAUGCACCUGCAUCUGUAACCUCGGAGAGGGUCCUCGGAGUGGAGGAAGCUAGAGGCCCAGGGAUCCUUUUGACCGAGGGGCCACACUGUCUCACCCCUCCUAGUCUUCCUGGCUUCUGGGAGUUGAACGUCUCCUGAGGUUGUCUGGGUGGGUGGUUCACCAGCUUCUGUCAUCACAAAAUCCACCUGUGGCCCUGUGACUAGUGUGUUUGGAGCAUUCAUUAAAUGACUAUAAAGA